AAGUGCAAACAAUCCCACAUUCUAGCAACCCAAGCUUAUGACAUCAUUCAGUAAAAAAAUUAUAGCACAUAGAAUAUUUGUAAUAACUUAAAUUAAUAUGGAAGACCCGCGUAAACGAGACCUUAGGAAGUUGUUAAAUUUAUUUAUCUCCUUGAAUCAGAGCAAUAAGUUUCAUAGGCAGCAGAUCAAGUAUGAAGAUACGCGACUAUUUAAAAGUAAUCUUAACGGAGAAGUGGUCCACAAGAAAUUAGAGCACUUGCAAAAUAUGUGGGGCUUUCAGAGCCUACAAAAUGAAACUCAACGCAAGCUUGAGAAUCUGCAAGCUACCAUUCAAAAAUUUCUAGACUUCAAUGAAGAUCUCAAGGAUGCCAAGGAAUACAAAGAGGCGACUAGACUUAUUGAGAAACGAGUCAAUACCAAUAUGGAGGCAGAGUGCCUUAAAUUCACUUAAAGCAAACUGUCCUUAUAUAAGUACAUUUAAUGUACCUUUUAAAUAAAGCUUUCCAAAUUGAUUGUUUAA
Drosophila erecta is the source of this 520-nucleotide messenger RNA. RefSeq lists its product as uncharacterized. The record is from RefSeq and is a predicted model, not a curated record. The coding region runs from base 98 to 451 and encodes 117 amino acids. NCBI's taxonomy places the organism in Eukaryota, Metazoa, Arthropoda, Insecta, Diptera, Drosophilidae. The transcript is spliced from 2 exons.